This is a messenger RNA of Nomascus leucogenys (northern white-cheeked gibbon), 2545 nucleotides long. RefSeq names its product triokinase and FMN cyclase (gene TKFC). Lineage: Eukaryota; Metazoa; Chordata; Mammalia; Primates; Hylobatidae. Gene Ontology annotation, cellular component: cytosol. The transcript is spliced from 17 exons. The coding region runs from base 43 to 2130 and encodes 695 amino acids. The record is from RefSeq and is a predicted model, not a curated record. Gene Ontology annotation, biological process: glycerol catabolic process. Gene Ontology annotation, molecular function: glycerone kinase activity; ATP binding.
ACGGCGGUGGGCUUCUGGGCCGUUACCACGUAGUUGUACGACAUGUCGAGGCUUGGAGCGGCCCGUCGGGACUCGAGCGCGACACUAGAGAGAGGGACACAAGCGAAAAGACAGGUGGCCCCCAACAGCGCGCAGCGAACUCCACUGCCGCUGCCUCCGCCCCAGAGACACGUUGCAGGCCAGAGCGGCCGGGGCGCGGGGCAUCAUGGGACGGCCUCACCUGGCCUCUUGGAGGACUCCCGAAGCCUGAGGCCGCCAACCGAAGGAGGCCCCGCCCCCGGAGGCGCCGCCUCGCCUCUUUCCGCCAGCGCCCGCAGGACCCGGAUGAGAGCGCACCACUGGGGGUCCCCGGGAAGUCGCGGCGCCUUCGGAGGUGGCGGAUGCGGCCGUGAGCCGGCGGGGGAGACCUCCAAGAAGCUGGUGAACUCGGUGGCUGGCUGUGCUGAUGACGCUCUUGCUGGCCUGGUGGCCUGCAACCCCAACCUGCAGCUCCUGCAGGGCCACCGCGUGGCCCUCCGUUCUGACCUGGACAGCCUCAGGGGCCGGGUGGCACUGCUGUCGGGUGGGGGCUCUGGCCAUGAGCCUGCCCAUGCUGGUUUCAUAGGGAAGGGGAUGCUGACUGGGGUCAUCGCGGGAGCCGUGUUCACCUCCCCGGCAGUGGGCAGCAUCCUGGCAGCUAUCAGGGCAGUGGCCCAGGCCGGCACAGUGGGGACACUCCUCAUCGUGAAGAACUACACUGGGGAUCGGCUCAACUUCGGCCUGGCCCGGGAGCAAGCCCGGGCUGAAGGCAUCCCGGUGGAGAUGGUGGUGAUUGGGGACGACAGCGCCUUCACUGUCCUGAAGAAGGCAGGCCGGCGGGGGCUGUGCGGCACGGUGCUUAUACACAAGGUGGCAGGUGCUCUGGCUGAGGCAGGUGUGGGGCUGGAGGAGAUCACAAAGCAGGUGAACGUGGUCGCCAAGGCCAUGGGUACCCUGGGGGUGAGCUUAUCCUCCUGCAGCGUCCCUGGUUCCAAACCCACCUUUGAGCUCUCAGCCGACGAGGUGGAGCUGGGCCUGGGGAUCCACGGGGAAGCUGGUGUGCGCCGGAUAAAGAUGGCAACCGCCGAUGAGAUUGUGAAACUCAUGCUCGACCACAUGACAAACACCACCAAUGCGUCCCAUGUGCCUGUGCAGCCCGGCUCCUCAGUUGUGAUGAUGGUCAACAACCUGGGUGGCCUGUCAUUCCUGGAACUGGGCAUCAUAGCCGACGCUACCGUCCGCUCUCUGGAGGGCCGCGGGGUGAAGAUUGCCCGUGCCCUGGUGGGCACCUUCAUGUCAGCACUGGAGAUGCCUGGCAUUUCUCUCACCCUCCUGCUGGUGGAUGAGCCUCUCCUGAAACUGAUAGAUGCUGAAACCACUGUAGCAGCCUGGCCUAACGUGGCUGCAGUCUCCAUUACUGGGCGGAAGCGGAGCCGGGUAGCCCCUGCCGAGCCCCAGGAGGCCCCUGAUUCCACUGCUGCAGGAGGCUCAGCCUCGAAGCGGAUGGCACUGGUGCUGGAACGGGUGUGCAGCACCCUCCUGGGCCUGGAGGAACACCUGAAUGCUCUGGACCGGGCUGCUGGCGACGGCGACUGUGGCACCACCCAUAGCCGUGCAGCCAGAGCGAUCCGGGAGUGGCUGAAGGAGGGCCCACCCCCUGCCAGCCCUGCCCAGCUUCUCUCCAAGUUGUCUGUCCUGCUCCUGGAGAAGAUGGGAGGCUCAUCUGGGGCGCUCUACGGCCUGUUCCUGACUGCGGCUGCCCAGCCCCUCAAGGCCAAGACCAGCCUCCCAGCCUGGUCUGCUGCCAUGGAUGCCGGCCUGGAAGCCAUGCAGAAGUAUGGAAAGGCUGCCCCAGGGGACAGGACUAUGCUGGAUUCUCUGUGGGCAGCAGGGCAGGAGCUCCAAGCCUGGAAGAGCCCAGGAGCUGAUCUGUUGCAAGUCCUGACCAAAGCAGUCAAGAGUGCCGAAGCUGCAGCCGAGGCCACCAAGAAUAUGGAAGCUGGAGCCGGAAGAGCCAGUUAUAUCAGCUCAGCACGGCUGGAGCAGCCAGACCCCGGGGCGGUGGCAGCUGCUGCCAUCCUCCGGGCCAUCUUGGAGGUCUUGCAGAGCUAGGGUGUGUGAUUGCCUCCCUUGGCCCCAGCUCCUCUCAGUACUGUGCUGAGGUGGCCUUUGUCACUUCCUUCUGCCUUCCAACCCUCACCUUUCCCCGGCCUGGCCCCGUUGGCCCGCCUUCUAAGUUGAGCAGGAAAUACUCCACCAAGCUUCCAGAACUACAGACAGCACCCAGAGCGAGCUGGAGUGGGUCCCCGUGCCUCUCCAGCAUGCCCUUUCCCUUUGCGGGAGGGUGGAGUCCCGGGGUCAUGCCCUCCCCUGCCAGUUCUGGGCUUCAGAGAUAAGGCAUUUUCCUUGUGCAGCCUUUACCUGGCAAUCCUAAUUUGGUUUUAAGACUCCCUGUGAAAUGCCUUCUGCACCUUAACCCCAAUGAACAUGAAAAAGAAAAUAAACUAUAAUACAUGGAAGCAAGAAA